This is a messenger RNA of Rhopilema esculentum, 697 nucleotides long. The record is from RefSeq and is a predicted model, not a curated record. NCBI's taxonomy places the organism in Eukaryota, Metazoa, Cnidaria, Scyphozoa, Rhizostomeae, Rhizostomatidae.
UUGCGGGGAAACGGUACCAACUUGUCAUGUAUACUUUCACCCUCGUUUAGAAUAUGGCCAGAUGUUUUAUCACAGAGCAUUGAUCGACGAGCUCUUACGCAAGGAAGACAUGAAUGUGAUCAUAGUAGACUGGGGUCAAGGAGCGCUGCCAUAUCACUUUGCCUUCGGAAAUGUUCGAUUGAUUGGUAUGCAGAUAACGAAACUGGUCGAGUUGAUGAACAGUCAGUUUGGACUGAGCUUCGCCAACGUUCACCUCAUUGGAUUCAGCAUUGGCGCUCAGCUUGUGGGGCAUGCUGGGAAAUAUCUUAGACAAAACAAUCAUACAGUUGGGAGAAUCUCAGGCCUCGAUGCUGCAUCUCCAUACUACGAAUUCAGACCUCCAGUUGUACGCUUGGACGCGACUGAUGCUGAGUUCGUUGAUGCAAUGCACACAGACACAAAGACAAUCUACGUCAAAGGGUUUGGUAUCGAACAAAGGUCUGGCCAAGUGGACACAUACCCAAAUGGAGGCUACGAGCAACCCAACUGCCGAACGCUUGACAAUGGUGAGCAGUAACUAACUUAAAGCAGUAACUAACUUGCAGAAAGUAAAGAUAAAAUUCCCAUGUUUUUCACGAAAGCUUUUAAUAAUUUUCAGAAUUUGAAUCCAUUAUAAUGACUUUAUCUCGGGAUAAAGGAAAAAAAGAAAGUGGAAAUG